AUGUCCUCCAACCCUAAGCAAGCGAGAGCUUCAGUGGUGCUGGUGCUGGCGCUGGUGCUGGUGCUGGUGCUGGUGGCGGUCGAGGCGGCGGCGGUGGUGUCGGUGUCGAUGGCCCGAGUUCAGGCCUCUUGCGAGCCGACGGGCGGGCUGGAAGUCUGGAAGUUGAAGGGCCAAAGUGGCCGCAGGCCUCCAUCGAAACGGAAGCCACGAACGAACCAACCAACGCAGGACGCUAUUCUGAUCGACCUUUAG
This is a messenger RNA of Tricharina praecox, 252 nucleotides long. RefSeq lists its product as uncharacterized. The transcript has 2 exons. NCBI's taxonomy places the organism in Eukaryota, Fungi, Ascomycota, Pezizomycetes, Pezizales, Pyronemataceae. The record is from RefSeq and is a predicted model, not a curated record. The coding region runs from base 1 to 252 and encodes 83 amino acids.